UAUUGGUUGCCGAAGUGAUUCAACACUUUUUCCCACGAUUGGUAGAACUACACAACUAUACCCCUGCCAACUCCUCGUCUCAGAAGAAAGAAAACUGGUACAUGCUCAACAGAAAACCUCUUUCCAAAUUAAACUACCAACUAUCAGACAGGAUGAUUAAAGAACUAGUCACAGCGCAACAAGGAGUAAUUGAAAAAUUUUUGUACACACUAAAAACAAAGAUUGACAGAGCAUUAUGGAACAAAGAGCAAAGAAAAAAACAAAAUAGUUUAGAAUCUCACAGUAGCAGUUCAGUUUUCAGUGCUUUUCACGAUCUUGCAGUCGAAGGAGGUUCACGUUACCGCACGAAUAAAAAGGAUUCAGGUGACGUAAAACUGGGCAGGCUCGUUGUUGAUGGUCAGCAGGUAGUGCCAGUAGUCAUGUACGAAGAAAAGGAACAAGAAAUGAUAAAGGAGGAGACUGUACAGCUUCUGACAGCUAAAGUUCGCAGAUUGGAGCAUUUACUCCAUCUUAAAGACCUACGAAUUGAAGAACUAAACAAGAGAAUCGAUGAAAUGCAACCGACAGGACUCGAACCACAAUCUCAGAAAACAGAGACAAAAGAAAACGGAAAAAGGCGUAAAAAUAAUGAUAAUAGGGAAAAAAGUUAGCUUUUGUUACUUUGUCCAUAUUCAUAAUUUGAAUGCAACUCUUUCUACCAGUAAUACAGCUAGAAGAAGAAGCAUGGAUUUUUUAAAUAUAAUUAU
Limulus polyphemus (Atlantic horseshoe crab) is the source of this 746-nucleotide messenger RNA. RefSeq names its product sperm flagellar protein 1-like. Lineage: Eukaryota; Metazoa; Arthropoda; Merostomata; Xiphosura; Limulidae. The transcript has 5 exons. The record is from RefSeq and is a predicted model, not a curated record. Gene Ontology annotation, biological process: regulation of cytoskeleton organization. Gene Ontology annotation, molecular function: microtubule binding. The annotation marks the transcript as partial. Gene Ontology annotation, cellular component: axoneme.